Molecule: messenger RNA, 3638 nt
Organism: Blastocystis hominis
Lineage: Eukaryota; Bigyra; Opalinata; Blastocystidae
Product: ABC transporter type 1
Exons: 2
Coding region: 1-3576 (1191 amino acids)
Biological process (GO): transmembrane transport
Cellular component (GO): membrane
Molecular function (GO): ABC-type transporter activity; ATP binding; ATP hydrolysis activity
Source: RefSeq, a predicted model, not a curated record
AUGAUGAUGAUUGUGAAGAUUGGAGUUGGUAUGAAGUCAAUGGUGUCUGAGGCAAUUUACCGAAAGGCUCUGCGUUUGACUUCUACAGCAAAGGGAUCGACGUCUACCGGUCAGCUCGUGAACAUCAUGAGUAACGAUACCAACUCGUUGCUGAUGUUCAUGAUGAUGGUCACUGUCAUCAUCAUGGUUCCCUUUAUGCUGGUCAUCUGCGUUGUGUUAGUUGCAAGUAUGAUGGGCGUCCUGACAUGGGUUGCCAUUGCCAUUUAUUUUGUGAUGCUGAUCAUCCAAUUCUGUGUUGUGGGCGUGUCGCGACCGGUUCGAAGAAAUGUGAUGAACACCACCGAUGCUCGUGUGAAGCUGAUGAACGAAGUGCUUACUGGAAUUCGUGUGAUCAAGUACUACUGCUGGGAGAAGCCGUUCAAGGCCAAGCUCCACGACAUUCGUCACAAGGAGCUCGGUUACCACAAGCAAAUGACCUGGAUGAUGAACUUGGGCUUGGACUGUCUGCUGACGCUGGUUCCCAACAUCGUUCCUAUGGUGUGCUUCGCUCUGUACCCCUCCGUGAUGGGCCAGCCGCUGACUUCGUCGAAUGCGUUCACCUCGCUCUCGCUGUUCAAGAUCAUGCAGAUGCCGUUCGCCAUGCUGCCCAUGGUGCUGAUGAUCCUGGUGGAGUUCACCGUGUCUGUGAACCGUAUCACCAACUUCCUCAAUCUGGACGAGUGCGAUGAGUCCAUUGUGGAGAAGAAUCUGCCCGCUGGCAGCAAGGUCACCUACAAGGACAUCAACGGAAACGAGAAGGUGGUGGAGGAUUACGACGCGGCGACGGACGCCGUGCUGAUCCGCGACGGUUAUUUCGCGUGGGGCGACCACGAGAACUGCCUGAAGAACAUCACGACGCGCAUCAAGAAGGGCUCGCUGGUGGCCGUUGUGGGUCGUGUAGGAAGCGGCAAGACCUCCUUCGUGUCCACGCUGGUGGGUGAGAUGACGCGAAACGCGGGUGUGGUGAUGGUGAACGGAAGCAUGUCGCUGUCCGCGCAGCAGGCCUGGCUGGUCAACGAGACGGUGAAGAACAACAUUCUCUUCGGCAAGCCGUACGACGAGAAGAAGUACAAGGAGAUCAUCGAUGUGUGCUCUCUGAAGGACGAUCUGAAGAUGCUGCAGGGAGGCGAUGAGUGCGAGAUUGGAGAUCGUGGAAUCAACGUGUCUGGAGGUCAGAAGGCCCGUAUCUCGCUGGCUCGUUGCUGCUAUUCGGACUCGGAUAUCGUGGUGAUGGAUGAUCCCAUUGCGGCUGUGGAUUCGCACGUGGGCAAGGCCCUGUUCAACAAGUGCAUUCACAAGUACAUGGCCGGUCGUACGCGUAUUCUGGUCACCAACGCCACGCAGUAUCUGCACAAGUGCGACUACAUCAUCGUGCUGGAGAACCAGACCAUUCUGCACCAGGGAACCUACGAGGAGCUGAAGGCUCAGAACAUCGAUUUGAUGAGUCUGCUGACCGAGGAGGACGGCUCUUCGUCGUUCGCCGCCUCGCGCCGCUCGAUGAAGGAGAAGGAGGACGAGGAGAAGCGCCAGUCGAAGGUGAAACAGCCGGAAACGGACGUGAGCCACGAGGACGGAUCGCUGACCACGACGGAGACGAAGGUGACGGGAGGAAUCUCGUGGAAGGUGUACCAGUACUACUUCAAGUCCUUCGGCAACUGGCUGAUGGCCACGGUGCUGCUGUUCUUCGUGAUCGCUUCGGUGUUCAACAUCAUCUCGCAGUUCGUGCUGUCGAACUGGUCGGACGACAACUUCUGCAAUCUGCCAAAUGUGACCCAGGAGGAAUGCACCGAGCGUACCAACAGCUAUAUCUGGACGUAUUCUGGAUACAUUCUGGCGUACUGCGUGCUUACCGUGAUCCGUAUCUGCAUUUUCAUUCCGGGUCGUAUUCGUGCCGCGCAGCUGCUGCACGAUGAUCUGGCCAAUGUGAUUUUGGACGCUCCGGUGUCGUUCCACGAUGUGACGCCCGUGGGUCGUGUGCUGAACCGAUUCAACCGUGAUAUGGCCAUGGUGGACUUCGAAAUGCCGCGUUCGAUGUCCAUGUUCUACCACCAGAUGUUCAUGCUGCUUGUGGAAGUGGUGUGCAUCAUCGUGUCGACGCGCGGUCUGAUGGCCAUUGUGAUCAUCAUUGUGGGAGCGGUGUUCUACAUCUGGCAGCACAAUUUCCGCCGAUCCAACAUCGAUAUUCAGCGUAUCGAGUCCCUCACGCGUACUCCUAUUUUCUCCGAUUUCCAGGCCGUGCUGGCUGGAUCUCCGUCGAUCCGUGCCUACGGACAUCAGAAGCGCUUCAUCUCCGGAAUCGAGAAGAAGCUGGACCGUAACAACAACUGCAUGAUGAUUCUGCAGUGGAGUCAGCAGUCCUGGCUGUCGCUCCGUUCCGAUGUGAUUACCGCCAUCAUGAGCGCCUCGAUCGGUUUGAUCACCAUUUUAGUGAUCAAGUUCACGGACGAGAACAGCGAGAGCUGGAUGAGUCCGGGUCUGCUGGGCGUUGCCCUGUCUGCCUGUUCGGCCCUUUCGAAUUUCAUGAAGCAGAUGGUACGAAUGCUGGCGCAGAUGGAGUCGCAGAUGAACGGAGUGGAGCGUAUCAAGGAGUACGUGGAUACGGUCAAGCCGGAGCCUCCCAUGCACACGGACGUUCAUCCUCCGGAGAACUGGCCUUCGGAGGGAGCCAUCGAAAUCAAGGACGCGAAACUGCGAUACCGCGAUGGCCCGCUGGUCAUGAAGGGAGUGAAUCUCUCGGUCAAGCCGCACGAGAAGGUGGGUGUGGUCGGCCGUACUGGCGCUGGCAAGUCGACGAUGAUGAUCGCUCUGUUCCGAAUCACCGAUCUGUGCGAGGGUUCCAUCUCGAUCGAUGGAAUCGACCUGGGCAAGCUGGGUCUGGAGGAUGUCCGUCGCGCGCUGUGCAUCAUUCCGCAGGACCCCGUGCUGUUCUCGGCCUCGGUGCGCUUCAACCUGGAUCCGUUCAACGAGUCCACCGAUGAGGAGAUCUGGUCGGUGCUGGAGCAGGUGGAGUUGAAGGAUGUAAUCGACAACAUGCCUCGCAAGCUGGAGGACGACGUGCAGGAGGGAGGCACUAACUUCUCGGUGGGAGAGCGUCAGCUGAUCUGCAUGGCGCGUGCGCUGCUGAAGAAGCCGAAGAUUCUGAUUAUGGACGAGGCCACCGCGUCGUUGGAUAACGAGACGGAUGCUUUCCUGCAGCAGAUGAUUCGUAAGCAGUUCUCGAACUGCACCACGCUGACGAUCGCGCACAGACUGAACACGAUUAUGGAUGCGGAUCGUGUGUGUGUGAUGGACGCUGGUAAGGUGGCGGAGUACGAUACGCCUUAUAAUCUGCUUCACAAGAACGGUAUCUUCAAGGGAAUGGUGUUGGCUGCCAACGAUCCCAACCUGUUCGAUUUGGUUCCGGGAUGUGAGGAGAUGAAGAAGGAGUUGGACGAGUAUAAUUUAGCGAAGGGUGAGGAUACGAAGAAGUCGGAGCAGACUGAGCAGACUGAGCAGACUGAGCAGACUGAGCAAGGUGACGUGAAAUCGUCUAUAUAAUCUACUAAUACUGAUAGUGCAUUUGAUUAUUAAAAAUAUGAUUGAUUUAAUGAUAAAUUGAU